AUGGCCGUAGUGGAUAGCUUUGACUUUUUAUAUUCGAAUUGCAAAGACGUCUUUGCCAGCACUCGAGACUGGUUGGCGAUUUUUGGAGUAUAUUACACAUGCAAGAAAACCCUGACAUUUACUUAUUCGCUGCUCAGCUCUCUCAAUUGCCAUGUACUUAGUAAAAUACAACAACAAGAUUUUCGAAGUCUUUACGGAAAAUGGGCAGUCGUGACUGGCAGUAGUGAAGGUAUUGGAAAGGCUUAUGCCCAUGAACUGGCUAAUCGUGGUAUGAACCUUAUUUUGAUCAGCAAAGGAGAACAACAGCUGAAAAAGACAGCAAAUACCAUUACUAGUCAGUUCGCGGUCAAUGUUAUUCCAAUUGUGGUAGAUUUCUCAGGUAGUAGUCAAAUUUAUGAUGAAAUUUGGUUAGCUAUCAAGGAUAAGGAAAUUGGAAUUUUAAUAAACAAUGUUGGUGUUAUGUAUGACUAUCCACAACUUUUCCUGGAGGUGCCAGAAGAAAGACUUUGGCAGCUUAUUAAUGUCAAUAUUAUGGCUACUACAAUGAUGACCCAUAUGAUUCUGCCACAAAUGGUUAAACGUGGUCGAGGUGCUAUUGUGAUGAUGUCAUCAGCCAGUUGUAUGAAAAUCACUCCACAAAUGACUGUCUAUGCAGGCACCAAGAAAUAUGUUGACUAUUUCGUUCAAGCCCUUAAGUAUGAAUACAAGAAUAGUGGUGUGGUCAUCCAGAGUUUGACACCACUUUAUGUAGCCACAAGGAUGACUCGAUACAGUGAGACUUUAUCAAAUCCAAACCUGCUGAUCCCUUCUGCUAGUGUCUAUGCACGCCAUGCUGUUGCCACUCUUGGUUAUUCUGCCAGGACCACAGGCUAUUUGCCACAUUCCAUUAUGUUGUGGUUGCUGACAAUGCUACCAGAUACUUUAUGGAUGUGGGGUGCCACUCAUCUUAACAAUGGACUAAGAAGACGGAGACGACUUGCUUCAAUGCAAAUGUAUUUCUUUCUUGUAGCAUCAAAUUUUUGCUACCUCACUUAUUUACUCAUUCCAUAUGUAAAAAUAAGACCGUGCAGCUCUUUUUUUCUCUUAUGCUCCUUUCUUUCGUUUUCUUCACUGCCGUAA
Molecule: messenger RNA, 1119 nt
Organism: Acanthosepion pharaonis
Lineage: Eukaryota; Metazoa; Mollusca; Cephalopoda; Sepiida; Sepiidae
Source: the annotation of a GenBank genome assembly